UAAUAAAAUCCAAAUUUGUAAGAUUUGUCAUACAUUGUUUAUUUGUUUGUUUCAUCUCAAUGAAGUCAUAUUUAGAGGAAACUGAAGAGCGGAAGCAACUUGAAAGUCUUGUGCAUAACUUCAAAAAGGAACUUAUUCUUUCUCGCCAAUGUGAAACUUCUGAACGUCUAAGGGCAACGAGUUGUCAACAAUAUGUUGCACACGAGCAAGAAAUUGUAAGACAGCUAAUUGCAGUUAGAGGUGAAAAUGUGAAGCUAAUGGAGAGUGUUGCUAAGUUCAAAGAAAAUGAAAUUGCUCUGAAGCAGGAGCUGACCUCACAGCAACUCCAGCACGAACAGGAGACAAUGAAGAUUCAGGAGCAACACAAAGUGGAGCUGGUCUGCCUCAACACAAAACAUGAUGUGGAGAUCAAAGAAAAACAGGCAAACUGGGACAAAAAAGAGACUGAGUGGAACAAACAUCGUGCAGAGCUGAUGGCAAACAUAGAAGCCCUGCAGAAGAAACUGGACAUCAGCGCUGAAACAGCGAGCAUCGCAGCUUCGCUGUUUGAAGAGAAGAUAAAUAACCUCCAAACAGAAAACGGAAACCUGCGCAAAGAACUGCGAGAUAUGCAAGAAAAUAUUUCCCUUCAGCGGGAGCGGUACAAUGCUAAUAUCAAUAUGUGGAAAAAGAAAUCGCUGCAGCAAGAGCGCCCGCAGAAGACGCCCCGCCUCGCCGCGGAGCGCCAGCUGCCAGAGCCACCCAAUCCCCCCUCCAUCCUGAAGAAGGCCAAGAGCGUCAAAUUUGGCCGCGACGCUGUCCUCAGCUCUCCCAACGACUUCCAGGACGCCGGCGCCGGGGGCCCGAAGGAAUGCGAUAGGGUCUGCACGCCCAUGCCGUUCCCUUGGGACGUGCCGCAGCACCCGGGGGACACUUCCUCCAGGUCGAUUCCCAAGAAGAGGAGGCUGUUUUCCGACAACAGCGCCAUGGACGAAGACCUGUACGAGCGCUGAUCUUGAAGACUCAAGUACGAGCACAGGUAAAGUCAUCUUGACGAGUAAAGAACUGACCUUUCUUGCCUUUAUGUAAUGCUGGUGUGUUGGGUCCAACACUACUGAUUCAGUUACCUUAUGGACUCCACGUGAAAUACGGACUUCACUUUUCAAACUACAGUAGAGCACCCCUCAACCGUAAUUCCCACAAACGGAACUCCCGAUAUCCGGAACUAAAAUUUCCAAAAAAAA
Bacillus rossius redtenbacheri is the source of this 1223-nucleotide messenger RNA. Its product is annotated as trichoplein keratin filament-binding protein-like. The coding region runs from base 60 to 992 and encodes 310 amino acids. The record is from RefSeq and is a predicted model, not a curated record. The transcript is spliced from 6 exons. Lineage: Eukaryota; Metazoa; Arthropoda; Insecta; Phasmatodea; Bacillidae.